UUUCAGUAGACUACUGAUUAAAGUGGGCAUUGAUUUUAGUUGUACUUUGCUUUUUUAGAACUUUGAAUGUUUUACCCACAUUUGUAUUCCACAUUGAAAAUUUCAGCCGUUAACAUCAGAGACAAAAUUUUCUAGUACCAAAAAACAGAAAAUAAAAUUCCAAAUUUGCUCAGCCUUAUAAAAUAUACAUACACAUUUUAACGCUAAUAAUGCAACGUUCCUCUCCGUUUAUGGUCGGCCCCAUGGUGCGUGGCCAUCUCCUUGGAUUGGUUGGCAACUGGCGUGAUUUGCGACGCAAUAUGGCCUCCAAUCCUUGGGGGAUUUCCCGAAUGGCGGACGCGGAUCCAGAGGGGACACCAGCCCGUGCCAGUGCCACCUCCAUGGUGACGAGCGAUGCUAGCUACCAUGCUCGUGGCGCCAAUCAGGGUUCAUUUGAGCGUCGCAUUAAUCGCGAGGAUAAUAUGUGGCACAAUCGUAGUCAAACCGAUACCAUAUGGCUCAAUUCUCGUGAUCCGCAUGCCUAUAAGCCCAAUUUCCGUCAAACGGAGCCGAUUGUGAUGCGUAAGCAAUUUAUGCGCAGUCCAGAUGAAGUAUCCCGUGAAGUCCUUGGUCGUGACUGGGAGGAGGCCGUGAAGGCCUAUCGUCGUUCAGCCCUCACCAAUAUGCCCGAUCAAGGCUGUCGAACUGGCUGGGAGGAGCAGCAGCAUAAUACAUUGAAGCUGGUUCAUCCUAUGCAACAGUCAAAUUCGCAGCAGCCACGCUCGGAGAAAAACUCUCAGAUCAAUUGGCAGAAAAACUUACAGCAAAAUACACAGAAAAAUACGCAGCAGCAGCAGCAGCAGCAGCAGCAGCAGCAGCAGCAAAAGCAAGAAUCGCAGAAAAACUUACAGCAAUUACAACAGCAGCAAAACACCCCGAAACAACCACAGCAACAGCAGCAGCAAAAUCAUUUGGAGACACAUUCAUAA
This is a messenger RNA of Drosophila serrata, 968 nucleotides long. RefSeq lists its product as uncharacterized. The record is from RefSeq and is a predicted model, not a curated record. Lineage: Eukaryota; Metazoa; Arthropoda; Insecta; Diptera; Drosophilidae.